Symbiodinium pilosum is the source of this 4308-nucleotide messenger RNA. NCBI's taxonomy places the organism in Eukaryota, Dinophyceae, Suessiales, Symbiodiniaceae. The record is from the annotation of a GenBank genome assembly.
AUGGAAUACGAUUACAACCUGUAUGUACUGGGCGCAGGCUCAGGUGGCGUGCGCGCCAGCCGAAUAUCUUCAAGUUACGGUGCCAAAGUGGCGGUAGCAGAGUCUACUUAUCUGGGUGGCACCUGCGUUAAUGUCGGUUGCGUGCCGAAGAAAUUGUUUGUUUAUGGCUCACAUUUUCACGAAGACUUUAACGACGCAAAUGGCUAUGGGUGGGAUGUCAGCGUCAACGGUUUCGACUGGCCCACUUUGCGCGAUAACAAGACAGCAGAGAUUGAAAGGCUGAACGGGAUCUAUCGUAAUCUUCUCCAGAAUGCCGGCGUGGAUCUGCAUGAAGGUCAUGCAAAACUCAUUGAUGCACACACGAUAGAGGUCAAUGGACAACGCUUCACCGCAGAAAACAUUCUUAUCGCAACCGGCGGAUGGCCCACAGUGCCGGAGUUUCCCGGUGCAGAACAUGUCAUCACUUCUAACGAAGCAUUUUAUCUUGAUACCUUUCCCGAACGGGUUGUUGUAGUUGGCGGCGGUUAUAUCGCGGUCGAGUUUGCCGGCAUUUUUGCCGGCUUAGGCGCCGAGACCAUCCAGCUCUAUCGCGGCCCUUUGUUUUUGCGUGGUUUCGAUGAUUCCGUGCGUGAGUUUGUGAAAGAUGAGUUACCCAAAAAAGGCAUCGAUCUACGCUUUAACACCGACGUUGAACGAAUCGAACGCGACGGUGACACGCGCAUAGUGCACCUGAAAGAUGGUUCCACGAUUUCAGCAGAUCUUGUGUUGUAUGCCACAGGACGCCACCCCAACACCGAAAACCUGGGCUUGGAUGCAGCCGGGGUAACACUUGGCGCACGCGGCGAAAUUCAGGUGAAUGAGGAUUAUCAGACCAAUGUCCCGAACAUCUAUGCCAUCGGUGACGUCACUGACAGAAUUCAGUUAACCCCGGUAGCCAUUGAAGAGGGCAUGUGCAUUGCCAACAAUCUGUUUACCGAUCGGCCAAAAAUACACCUCAAUUACGACACCAUUCCUACCGCAGUUUUCUGCCAACCCAAUAUCGGUACGGUGGGUCCAACGGAAGCUGAAGCUGUUGCCUUACAUGGCGGUGAUCUGGACAUCUAUGAAUCCACUUUUAAACCCAUGAAACACACCCUCAGCGGACGCGACGAGCGCACUUACAUGAAAAUGAUUGUGCGUCGUUCUGAUGAUGUUGUGCUGGCGGUACAUAUGGUGGGCCCUGAUGCCGGAGAGAUCAUCCAGGGUAUCGCGGUCGCGAUCGUGGCAGGCGCGACCAAGAAGCUAUUUGACACAACGGUUGGCAUUCAUCCUACUGCUGCGGAAGAGUUAGCCAAAAACGUGAUUCUUUUCCUGGGCGACGGAAUGGGUAUCAGCACCGUGACCGCGGCACGUAUUUUUGCCGGGCAACAACAGGGCCUGGACGGUGAAGAAUACGAUCUUGCCUUUGAUCGCUUUGAAAACCUCGCCCUGAUUAAGACCUACAACACUGACGCUCAGGUACCCGAUAGCGCAGGCACCAUUUCGGCGAUUGUCACCGGACAGAAAACCCGUAUGGGUGUGCUGAGUGUGACCUCUGAUGUCCCCCGCGGUGACUGUGUGAAAGCGCUGAACCACGAAUUGCCCACCAUUUUGCAACUGGCGGAAUCGGCCGGCUAUGCGUCAGGUGUGAUCUCCACUGCACGCAUCACCCACGCAACACCCGCGGGCACCUACGCUCAUUCACCCGAUCGUGACUGGGAAAACAGUAGUGAAAUGACUGAUGAGCAUCGCGCUUUUGGCUGCAAAGACAUCGCCCAGCAACUGGUAGACAUGGAACACGGCGACGGCAUUGACGUUAUUCUAGGUGGCGGUAGAGCCCAGUUUUAUCCCGACACCACCACUGACCCUGAAUACGCGGACAGGACUGGCGCACGAGACGACGGCAAAAACCUGGUGCAGGCAUGGCUGAACAAAGCCAACAAUCGUAUGUAUGCGUGGAACAAAGCUGACUUUGAAAAAUUUGACAGCAACCCCAACAAACAAUACAUGGCGCUGUUCGAACCUUCACAUAUGCAGUUUGAGGCAGACCGUGUCCGAGAUCCGGGCGGGGAGCCCUCGGUCGCCGAAAUGACCACCUUCGCAAUCAAACGUCUGCAGAGUAAUGAAAAAGGUUUUUUCCUGCUGGUCGAAUCCGGCCGCAUCGAUCACGCGCAUCACUUUUCCAAUGCCUACCGCGCAUUGUCCGAUACCGUCGCGAUGUCUGACGCUGUCGCCGCCGCGUUGGAACUGGUCGACCUUGAAGAGACCCUGAUUCUGGUUACCGCAGAUCACAGCCAUACCAUGACCAUCAGUGGCUACCCGCCACGCGGCAACCCGAUCCUGGGCAAGGUGCCACAACCCGAAAACCCAAUGUAUCGGGACGAAAACGCUUUGCCCUAUACGACGUUGAGUUAUGCCAACGGACCUGGCUAUCAGGAAACGCUACCCGACCUGAGCGAUAUUGAUACAACCGCACCCAACUACCAGCAGCUGGGUACCGUACCCCUGCCGUCUGAAACCCAUGGGGGCGAAGACGUCGCCGCAUUUGCUACAGGCAAAAAUGCCGAGGCGGUACGCGGCAUCAUGGAGCAAAACAAGUUAUUCGACGUCAUGACAGAUGCUCUGAAUUUCCUCGAUGGGUUGCUCGGCAGCGCCGCGUAUUUCCCGCUGGUGUUGCUGGGAAUGGGGUUGUUUUUCACGAUUUACCUUGGUUUUCCGCAGAUUCGGUAUUUCAAACAUGCCUGGUCCGUGCUGCGCGGCAAACACUCCCAACAGGAUGAUCCUGGCGAUACCACACACUUCCAGGCGCUAUCCACAGCGCUGUCAGGCACCGUGGGCACCGGCAAUAUCGGUGGCGUUGGCUUAGCCAUCUUCCUGGGUGGACCCGCGGCGUUAUUCUGGAUGUGGGCAACCGCCUUUGUUGGCAUGACCACCAAGUUUGUUGAAGUGACCGUCAGUCACAAAUACCGCAAGCAGGAUGACAAGGGCAACAUGGUUGGCGGCCCCAUGCACUACAUGGAAUACGGUCUCAACAUGAAAUGGCUGGCGGUGUUUUUUGCCAUCGCCACGGUCAUCAGCAGCUUCGGCAGCGGCAACCUGCCCCAGGCGAACAACAUGGCUUCUGGCUUGAUGACAUCAUUUGCUAUUCCAACCUGGCUCAGCGGCGCCGUAUUAGCCGUCCUGUUAGGUCUGGUCAUUGUUGGCGGCAUUCGGCGCAUCGCGGUAGUUGCCGCCACCCUGGUGCCGUUCAUGGGCAUUCUCUAUGCAUUUGGUGCGCUCGCGGUUGUGCUGUCGAACUAUGAAAAUGUUCUACCCGCACUGGCAUCUGUUGUGAGUGAUGCGUUUACCGGCUCAGCUGCAACCGGCGGUUUUCUCGGCGCAAGUUUUGCCUAUGCGUUUAACCGGGGUGUAAACCGCGGACUGUAUUCAAACGAAGCGGGGCAGGGGUCUGCUCCUAUUGCCCAUGCCUCCGCCAAGACCCGAGAACCUGUCUCCGAAGGCAUGGUGUCGAUUCUGGAACCUUUUAUCGACACAUUGAUCAUCUGCACCUUAACUGGUUUGGUUAUUCUGUCCUCCGGGGUGUGGCAACAGAAAUUCGAAACGCCGUUUGCGGAGUUUGAUACGCACAUCAUUGCCGGCACCUACAGCGACCAGAACCCGGAACAUGUCAGCCAGCUUUUUGCUCACCUGGAUUUAUCACCGCCGGCAAACGACCCGGUUAAAGCGUUCAGCGGUGAACUGGAAGUCAUCAACGGCGUAAUACAGGGAAAUGCUGCAACUAUCCUGCACAAUCGUUCAAUAGCCGAAGAGGUUAUCGUUUACGCCGACAACACUCUUUACAGCGGCACGCUGCAGGUGGCAGAGGGCAGCAUGGUUACCGAUAACCUGUUGCUACAGGGUAAAUCCCUUUUACACUCGGUUCCGCUCACCGCGCAGGCUUUUCAGGCCAGCUUCCUCGGCAUAUUUGGUGAAUACGUCGUCACCAUUGGCCUGGUUAUGUUUGCUUUUUCAACAGCGCUGGCGUGGUCGUACUACGGCGAUCGCGCUGUCACCUACCUGGUGGGUUCGCGUUGGGUUACACCUUAUCGUCUGCUCUACGUUGUGGGUUUUUUCCUGGCAACCGUUGCGGACACGAGCCUGGUUUGGCUUAUAUCAGCAAUCACCGUUGCACUGAUGACGCUACCCAACCUGAUUGGCAUUUUCCUGAUGCGCAAAGAAGUGAAAAAUAUGGCAGCUUUCGCACAACACAUAGCUGUUGGUCGGAUCAUCAAACUGAGCCAGUAUCGUUAA